AUGACUACGGAAAUACUAGAUGAUAUUGAUCGAAAACUGUUUGGCUAUGUAGCGGAAUGGGCUUGCUCUCGUCGGUAUUAUUCUAUUCUUCGAGGAUUGCAGGAACAUCAUGGAAGUGCGAAAUUUACUGUUAAAACUGAGCGAUGGAUGGCUUAUAAUUUAUGGCGAAUUGUUAGUAAAAGAGAGCUAGAUAAGUAUGUAGAUGCCAUUGAAAUACUACAACAGCUGCAUUCAAAGUGGCCGAAAUUAAUCACCUUUGAAGAAUAUAGGAGAAUCUUACUUGAAAUGAAAACAAAGGCAAUAUUAAAUUUGUUAUCAUCGUGUAGCGAUGACUUAAAGAUUAUUGAUAUGACUUGCAAAAUGCUUCCGAGAAAACAAGAAGAUAGAGAAGAUUUGUCUGACGAAGAAGCCCAGGCACUUCACAAGGAGCAGUUAUUAAUCCGUCAUAAUAUUAUAUGUAUGAUUAGUGAAAGUGAACUACGGAAAGAUUUUUCUGAACACUUUAGAAACGUCAUGAAAGACUGUCAAGAAAAGUUACCAUUGGAACAGCUCGUAGAACAAUACACUGAUAAAAUUAACUCUGAGCUCGGAGAAUGUGCAUUAAUUGAAAAGUUAUGCGAUAUCAAAGGAGAUGGUGAAGCGGAAAAUUAUGACCAGAGUAUUAAUGCUAUUGUAAAGGGUCCGCUCACAUCAGUUGCGAUUGCAUCUGAAUCAUCAUCUACGGCAACGUUUAUUACUACACCUAAUGAUAGAAAAAGUAACGAAGUUCUAUCAAAGCGACAAUUACUUACAAAUAAAUCUGCUAGUAUCGGGAAUAGUAGAACGUCUAGUGUCUACGCCACUUUCUCAAUUGACGAUAAAUCAAGUACACUGACUUUCGAGGACGAUCGAUUGGAUAUGCUACAAGCUACAGACCUUACAUCAGUAUUUAUGCCGACCACGGAAAACAAAGAUGUAGUUGCAUCCUCAGUUACAGAUGAAAAUGUGGCAUGUUUACAGGAUCUACUUGCAUGCUCCAGUACAUAUUCUGAGAUGGAAGGCAGUAAAGCUAUAGGUAAAGCGAUGAUUACUAUGGCCACUCUAUCAAAAGACCUAUCUGGUAAUUCAAAAGACAUUUCUAUAGUCAAAACAGACGUAGCGGAACAUGUGAAAGCUGAUACUACCAUUCCGUUAAAUCUACCUCUGAAAUCAAAUAAUAAUAUUAUAGUGAAAAAAGAGUCAACUAGCACCAAACAACCUCCAAUAUACAUUAUUGAUUCAUCUUCAGGGAAUAGUUGUAACAAUGAUAAGAGAGACACUCGUAUUAGCGAUUCCUUAGAGGUUAUUGAACAACCGAUUACAAGAACUACCACUAGCGAUAAUCGAGCGAAGUCAACUAGAUCGAAACGUAAAUCGAAAAGUGUACAAAACGAGGAUAGUAGAGCUGACCUUAUAGCAAGUAACAUAAAUAUGAUUAGCAAGGUUAAAAGCAGGAACAAUCAACAUCGCCAAGAUAGCCCAGAUUACGAAAAUAUGCAAGUGGUUGGCUACAGAAUGCUAGAAAGUGGAUCCUACGAAUGCGUCCUGAUUGGGAAGGAUAAAAGAAGGUGCUCCGUAAUAUUCGAACAGUGCAACGUAGAAAUAGCAAAGCAAAGUUUUUGA
Trichoplax adhaerens is the source of this 1641-nucleotide messenger RNA. RefSeq lists its product as uncharacterized. NCBI's taxonomy places the organism in Eukaryota, Metazoa, Placozoa, Uniplacotomia, Trichoplacea, Trichoplacidae. The record is from RefSeq and is a predicted model, not a curated record. Bases 1 to 1641 code for a protein of 546 amino acids. The transcript is spliced from 6 exons.